UUUUACUAAUAAGGUGGACGAAGUUUCAGAGUUGACUAGUGCAUCAUAUCCCACCGCUUUUAAGGUUCUCUUCUUAGAGAUGUAGAUGCUGGCCUAUCAUGUUGCACGGGCUUGGAGGGUGAUGUAAUUACUGUUAUUAAUUUUUUAUUGUUAUUGUUGUUGUUAUUGUUGAAGUUGAAAUUUGUUUUUAUUUUAAAGGAUUUUGGGAGGCUGCUCGAGUGUGGGAACAAAAUGCGAUGUUUGCUUAUACUGAAACAGCUUAUAUCUAUGGGACUAAGUUGUUGGAAUAUGGAUCUCUGCACAAGGCGAUUAAUGCCUUUACAUCAGGCUUUAAUAUGGCUGAAAGUGAAGAAAAGAAAAAGAUGGAAGAUAUGCUUACGGAGGCAGAGAGAAGAAUGAAAGCUUUAAGAGAACAUACAGCAUUGGAAGAAAUUGUACCAGUUGUAGAAGAAAAUGUUCCAGAAGAUUUUCAACAAGUAGCACAAGAUGAUCACCAACAAGCUGAACAUGAAUCCGAAAGACAUGCAAAAGAGCCUUUGGCGGAGGAGGAUGUGAGAAUCAUUGUGGAAUCAAAGAGGAAAGCCAAGAAAAAAAAGAGCAAAGAAAGCAACUCUCAAUGGUCAAGAAAGCUGCGGAGGUAGCAGAUGAGUCAGAUGGAAAUGUUUUGGAGGAAAGCAAAGAUAAGGGAAGUUGAUCAAAUUUGGUCGAAGAAAGAAAACCGCCGGAGGCAAGAUUAUGUUAUUUGUCAAACACUAGUAAAGAUUGAAUAAAAAUAGCGCACAAAUAAGCUAUUAAAUAAUGUUUAGUUAAGAUUAGCACUUAUCAUUAAUUAAACCCGU
This is a messenger RNA of Chenopodium quinoa (quinoa), 839 nucleotides long. RefSeq lists its product as uncharacterized. The transcript has 3 exons. The coding region runs from base 237 to 641 and encodes 134 amino acids. NCBI's taxonomy places the organism in Eukaryota, Viridiplantae, Streptophyta, Magnoliopsida, Caryophyllales, Amaranthaceae. The record is from RefSeq and is a predicted model, not a curated record.